GGACUGGACAGAGUUGCUGGUAGUGGUUGUGCUCUUGUAAAAUGGACCAGGAAUACGAGAGAAGGCUGCUGAGGCAAAUCAACCAUCAGAACCUACCAGAGGGCCAGCUGACUAAGUCUGGAGGUGCGACCUGCAGUCCUCUCAGUGUCAAGUCUGGGGACCGAUUCAUUCCUACCCGCGCUGGAAGCAACUGGAGUAUCAACUUCCACUAUGCCAAUGAGAACUGUCAAUCUCCCAACCAGAACCACAGGUCCAAGGAUGCUGGGUCAGACACAGGGAAAGACACUGUGGCAUAUGCUGCCCUGCUGAGGAACGAGUUGCUGGGAGCGGGUAUAGAGAGCGUUCCAGACCCCCACACUGACGACUGCCGCCACACCGUCCUCUCCCAGGACACACACAGCCUCUUCAGGUACACAGUCCACACUAAGAGAGUGCCUUUCGACAGUGGCAAUGAAGUCUCGCCAUACUCUCUAUCCCCACUCAGCAACAAGAGUCACAAGCUCCUGCGUUCCCCUCGGAAGCCAGCCCGUAAGAUCUCCAAGAUCCCCUUCAAAGUGCUGGAUGCCCCUGAGCUGCAGGAUGACUUCUACCUCAACCUGGUAGACUGGUCCGCUGGCAACCUGCUGUCUGUGGGCCUGGGGGCCUGUGUGUACCUGUGGAGCGCCUGCACCAGCCAGGUGACAAGACUAUGUGACCUGUCAGUGGAUGGGGACUCUGUGACGUCAGUGUGUUGGAACGAAAGGGGGAGCCUAGUUGCCGUGGGAACCCAUAAGGGCUACGUUCAGAUCUGGGACGCAGCUGGAGGGAGAAAGCUCACCAGUCUGGAAGGCCACUCGGCCCGCGUCGGAGCACUGGCGUGGAACGGAGAACAGCUGUCUUCAGGCAGUAGGGACCGUGUGAUCCUCCAGAGGGAUGUCCGCACCCCUCCGUCCGCUGAGAGGAGGCUCCAGGGCCACAGGCAGGAGGUGUGUGGCCUCAAGUGGUCCCCCGACCACCAGCACCUGGCCUCCGGGGGCAACGACAACAAGCUGCUGGUGUGGAACAGCUCCAGCCUGCUCCCGUUGCAGCAGUACAGUGACCACCUGGCUGCAGUGAAGGCCAUAGCCUGGUCACCCCACCAGCACGGGCUGCUGGUGUCCGGAGGGGGCACGGCGGACCGCUGCCUGCGCUUCUGGAACACCUUGACAGGCCAGGCCUUGCAGAGCACUGACACAGGCUCCCAGGUCUGCAACCUGGCCUGGUCCAAGCACGCCAAUGAGCUGGUGAGCACCCAUGGCUACUCUCAGAACCAGAUCCUGGUGUGGAAGUACCCCUCUCUUAACCAGGUGGCCAAGCUGACGGGACACUCCUACAGAGUGUUAUACCUGGCUGUGUCACCAGACGGAGAGGCCAUUGUGACGGGGGCGGGAGACGAGACUCUACGUUUCUGGAACGUUUUCAGUAAGACGCGCUGCACCAAGGAGUCCAAGUCGGUGUUGAAUCUCUUUACCAGGAUACGAUAGUGAAAUGGGAGGAGGACUGAAGUGUGUGUGUGUGUGGGGGGG
Coregonus clupeaformis (lake whitefish) is the source of this 1544-nucleotide messenger RNA. It is a transcript of the gene fzr1b, whose product is annotated as fizzy/cell division cycle 20 related 1b. Gene Ontology annotation, cellular component: anaphase-promoting complex. The coding region runs from base 42 to 1502 and encodes 486 amino acids. Gene Ontology annotation, molecular function: anaphase-promoting complex binding; ubiquitin ligase activator activity; protein binding. Gene Ontology annotation, biological process: positive regulation of ubiquitin protein ligase activity; positive regulation of anaphase-promoting complex-dependent catabolic process; anaphase-promoting complex-dependent catabolic process. The transcript has 12 exons. The record is from RefSeq and is a predicted model, not a curated record. NCBI's taxonomy places the organism in Eukaryota, Metazoa, Chordata, Actinopteri, Salmoniformes, Salmonidae.